AUGGCUAACAAAAUGAUGCCUUCGAUCGACUUUGGCGUUGUGGAUUGUAUGCACGAGCUCAUAUUCAAUCGUACCCAUCUUGGACAAAUCAAUCACAUAUGGGAUUUGAAGGAGUACGAAAAGCAACCAUAUGUGAAGUACCACAAGUAUCGACUGAAGCCCUAUUUGGAUUUCAAACUAGACUGCAGCUUUGGCAUGCCAUAA
This is a messenger RNA of Cooperia oncophora, 204 nucleotides long. NCBI's taxonomy places the organism in Eukaryota, Metazoa, Nematoda, Chromadorea, Rhabditida, Trichostrongylidae. The record is from the annotation of a GenBank genome assembly.